AAACCAUGCAUGUACUUGUUGUCAAUGUGCCUGUUUUGUGAAUUUAUAUCCUAUUAUUUCUUCAGUCUUUUUCAAAAUGCUUGUGUUUCAAACAAAACUUCAAAAAUAUCAGCUGGCAACAUUGAUAUCCUCAGUGAUAUCAAAUUUUCUAAUUUUCUUUGCGACAAUAACACCAGCUUGGCAGGUUGCUGAUGAUUUGGAUGCGGAUAGAUAUGUGCAAUCGGGAUUAUGGCUAUAUUGUCCAGGUCAAGCACAAUGUUGGUAUAUUUUCAGUGAUAGUUUGAUAAACUACUAUGAAAAGGUCGAUGUUUGCCGGUUUUUCUUAAUUGGAGAUUGCAGAAAAAAGCUUCUCAGAACUCCGUACUUCUUCGGAUGGCACUACGCUGUGCUCAUUCUCAACGUCAUUUCUAUGAUUUGUAUGAGUUUGUGCGCUGCAGCCGUGAUUUUCUCAUAUGUCAAACCAGCCCGAUCAAGGAUUUCAGUUAUCAUGCUUGAUGUAUUUGCCGGUUUUGCAAGUUUACUUCUGUGUGUUUCCCUUAUCGUCUUCAUGGUGAAUGCAGAGAUGUUGGAAUCAAAGUAUCUCAUUGGAAUCAAAAAUACUUAUGAGAAAGAAUAUGGUUAUUCAUAUUAUCUGGCCGGACUUGCAUUUGUGAUCUCAGUCAUCACCGUCCUAUUUGCCGCUCUCGUAUCCACAUACACAUUCUUGUUCCCAGAGGAAGUUGCGGAUAGCGAAUACACAUUAAAGAUGUCGAACAACCAAUUUGCGGUAAGAUACAAUAACGAUCUGCCACAACCGUACCAACCGCCAAUGUCACAGUUAAGCAUGCAGAUUCCUUCUACCGAACACGGAUCCUACAUUGCUGGAGCAAUUUCUCCUCGUGGCGAUUUCAAGUCACAAACCCGACACUUUUACAGUUAUUGAAUAGUUUAACCUAAUAGUUUAAUCUAAUCAGAAAAUAACUCAACAAAAGAAUCUCUAAAUGUUUCUAAUUCCAUUGUUCUCUUUGUUUUUACUCAGUUGUAACUUCUUGUUUCACUUCCCGCAAAUUUGAUGGCAUGCUUCACAGAAUAUAUAUAUAACGAGUCUUUAUUUUCAAUUAGAUUCAAUUGUGGCUUUUGUACAAUAUCAAAUAGUUUCCAUUAAUAACAAAACAUUCUCAAAAGUUUGUAAAAUACUGAAUUAAUAAAACGUUGAUGGUUGUGCU
This is a messenger RNA of Caenorhabditis elegans, 1205 nucleotides long. RefSeq names its product Clc-like protein 5 (gene clc-5). The record is from RefSeq and is marked reviewed. The transcript is spliced from 6 exons. Gene Ontology annotation, cellular component: membrane. The coding region runs from base 77 to 922 and encodes 281 amino acids. Lineage: Eukaryota; Metazoa; Nematoda; Chromadorea; Rhabditida; Rhabditidae.